This is a messenger RNA of Pangasianodon hypophthalmus (striped catfish), 4912 nucleotides long. It is a transcript of the gene tmem259, whose product is annotated as transmembrane protein 259. Bases 862 to 2865 code for a protein of 667 amino acids. The transcript is spliced from 11 exons. Gene Ontology annotation, biological process: positive regulation of ERAD pathway; response to endoplasmic reticulum stress. Gene Ontology annotation, cellular component: endoplasmic reticulum. The record is from RefSeq and is a predicted model, not a curated record. NCBI's taxonomy places the organism in Eukaryota, Metazoa, Chordata, Actinopteri, Siluriformes, Pangasiidae.
GGUCUGUGUAACACCUUCUCUUUUUUUGGUCACUCCCAAGUACGCUUAAAAUCUUGUGUAAACAGGAGAACCGAAUGGGAGUCACUGUACUGUCCGUCGAGAAAAGACCGUGUGGGAUUAUAAUAAUAAGUUUUAGUGGCUGGUGUGUGAGAUUUACAUGGAGCUGGUGUUAAACAGCACAACAUACGGGUCCUGUGGUGACCAUAGCUACUAACCAGCUGCGGCUAACUCAUUAGUUUGCGGAGCUAGCUUAGCUAAACCGUGGCGCCGAUAUCAGACUUCACUCAGGAUUAUAUCUUUCUGUGCGUUAUUUAUUUGACUACAUUACAUCGAAAUACAAAACGAGAGCUGGUUAAGAAAAAAAGCGUACAAUGUUAGCAGGAUAGUAAGGAGUUUGUUAGCUCGCUAGCUAGGCAAACUUGGCUAAGGUAAAACAGUGCUGCGUUAGCUAGCUAGCUAGCUAGUUAGUUAGUUAGCAAUCGGAAUAAACGUCUGCUGAAGACCGGACAGCUAGUUUACAGCGUGACAUGGUAAACAACACACUUGGCAAGUGCACUCGUUUUUGCUAGCUAGCGACUCUGAAGCCAUGUCAUGGGACAUGUAUAGGUAGCUAGUUAGCAGUGUAGCUUUAACCAAGGGUCGUGUUAUUUAAAAAAAAAACAUAUUUUAUAUAUGUGUAGUAAUCCUCGCAGUAAGCGACAAGCUAAUUAACGUCACGAGUCAGCUAAGCUACACAUCGUGCUGUUUGGGUCUGAUUUGGUGGAGUGUGUGUGUGUGUGUGUGUGUGUGUGUAGAGCUUCAUUACUCCCCCAUGACCCACACUGGCAGUUGUGUUCAUCCAGCUGUGCCACCGGAAUAACAAUGUCAGACAAUCAGGGCAACGUGAACAACAACAACGUGCCUCUAAACAACAACAACAACAACGGCGCGGCGAACCGACUCCGGAACCCGAACAUCAACCAGAACCCGCUCAUCAAUGUGCGGGACCGGCUCUUCCACGCUCUCUUCUUUAAGAUGGCAGUCACAUACGCCAGACUCUUUCCUCCGUCUUUUCGCCGGGUUUUCGAGUUCUUCGUGCUUCUGAAGGCCUUGUUUGUGCUCUUCAUUCUGGCCUACAUCCACAUUGCCUUCUCUCGUUCACCCAUUAAUUGCUUGGAGCACGUACGUGAGAAAUGGCCACGCGACGGCAUCCUGCGUGUGGAGAUUCAGCGCAACUCCAGCCGCGCUCCCAUAUUCCUGCAGUUCUACGAGACGGAGGGAUUCCAGGGGCUUGUCAAAGAGCCGGACAGGGACACCGAGGACACCAGCCGAGUUCCCGUUCACCAAGAGGAUGAGGAUGAAGAGGAGAUGACGGUUGACAUGUUCGACAACAGCUCUGUGAGGUUUGAGCUGGACAUCGAACCGCGACUGAAGCCUUUGGUGAACGAUGGCGCCCUGGGCUCAGGCUCGAACGACACCCAGGACCUCUCCUUCAGCCAGGCUCCCUCUAAAGGUAUGCAGCCGCUGAAGGAGACUGUCUCCGAGAUUGAGAUGCUUACCAGAGCAGUGUGGCCUCAAGAGGAAUACAUAGUGGAGUAUUCCCUGGAGUAUGGUUUUCUGCGGCUGUCUCAAACCACACGACAACGUCUUAACAUUCCUGUCAUGGUGGUUACCCUGGACCCAGUAAAGGACCAGUGCUUUGGAGAUGGAUUUAGCCGCUUCCUCUUGGACGAGUUCCUUGGCUAUGAUGACAUACUGAUGUCCAGUGUUAAGGCUUUAGCAGAAAAUGAGGAAAAUAAAGGAUUCUUGAGGAAUGUGGUAUCAGGAGAACACUACCGUUUUGUUAGUAUGUGGAUGGCACGUACUUCCUACCUGGCUGCCUUUGUAAUCAUGGUGAUUUUUACACUCUCUGUGUCCAUGCUGCUCCGCUAUUCCCACCACCAGAUCUUUGUUUUCAUAGUGGACCUCCUGCAGAUGCUAGAGAUGAACAUGACCAUUGCAUUCCCGGCUGCUCCUCUUCUCACUGUAAUCCUGGCUCUUGUGGGAAUGGAAGCCAUCAUGUCUGAGUUUUUCAAUGACACAACUACAGCAUUCUAUAUCAUUCUCAUCGUGUGGCUGGCGGAUCAGUACGACGCCAUCUGCUGCCACACCAACACAAGCAAGCGCCAUUGGCUCAGGUUCUUUUAUCUGUACCAUUUUGCGUUCUACGCAUACCAUUACCGCUUUAAUGGGCAGUAUAGCAGCCUGGCUCUUGUCACUUCUUGGCUCUUCAUUCAGCACUCCAUGAUCUACUUUUUCCAUCACUAUGAGCUGCCCGCCAUUCUGCAGCAGAUCCGCAUCCAGGAAAUGCUGCUGCAGAACCAGCAGGCUGCUCAGGGCAACCAGACAGCGCUGCAGGACAACUUGAACAACAACACCACCACCAAUGCUGUGGCACAUGCUGGCAGGCCAACUGCAGCCAGCUCAGUCACUGCCAAUGGCCAGGAGCGCCAGUCAACCCUGGCCCAGCCACAGGCUGAAACUUCUAAUGGCCUGCCUACUCCUGCACCAAGUGAUCAGGACUGGAUGUCCGAGACGGCAGCCAUCAUCACAGAUGCCAUCAUCACGGAGGCACUUUCAGCCCCACUACUGGAGACUACAGCAUCCACUGCAGGCAUCAGUGUCGCACAGAGUGCAGCUAUGGCAGGAGAGAAUCAGCAGGGGAGCGAAAGAUCAGCUGGACCCCAAGAAGGGGGAGGGAAUGAUGAGGCAGGAGCAACUCCUCACAUCACAGACUGCAGAGAGGCAGAGGUGGACAAAACAGACAUGCGUCAAUGGGACGCCAGAAAAGAGAGCGAGAGUCACACUGAGCCAGCCACACCCGGCCCUCACACCGCCCCCUCCUGAGCUCAGCUCUCACUCGGGUUCAAUUCCAAACCCCAUAAUUCCGCCUUUUUACUUCUUCAACUAGCAGCAGCAGAGCUUUUCACCCUAAAUGCAUCCGUAAAGUGUCAAGGAGGAAGAAGAGCACCAACAGCGAUGGAGCGCAAUGUAAUCACACCCUGAAAAGGGGUGGGGGGAGUAAAUGUUUUCUUUUCUUAAGGACUUGAAGUGAAAAUGGAUGCUUUUUGAAUUAUUUUGAAAAUACACCACAUGUGGGGUGUGAUCAUUCAGAGAGUAACUGUGUGUUUCUUUUCUUUUUCUUUUCUUUUUCUUUUUUUUUUAAAAGAUGAUUGAUUAGUGAUUGGUUUCUUUAAACACUGGGUGUGUUUGUAUACAAUAAUGUGUUUAACAAUGAUAGUACUUCUGAUGGCAUAUUGGCAGUCAUGUGGAGCUCAGCAUCGACCUGUGUUAUCUAAAGGAGCAUCUAGUCUUUAUUGUAUCCGAUGAUUCAAGCCAAGCAGCGGUUAAUCUUUUGAUUAGAUUUGAGUUUUUGAGGUGUAAGGUUCUUAUGCAGUAGCAGACGACCCAGUGUAAUGUUGAAACCAAGCUCUCACCUGGAAAGUAGUCUACCUUGUGAAAGUAUAGUCUUAGUCCAUGAUGCCUUGAAAAUUUGUUGUAUUUUAAGUGAUUUUUGAAGACUACACUUAGGUGUCAAGGACUGAUUUUUGAACUCCUUUCUUAAGGAAAAAAAUCCUGUUUGGGACAGAUUGCUGAUCUUUACAAUUACUGCACUAAUUUCUUUAUGAAACAGGUAAGCUCAGUCUGUUUUUGUGCAAUUCCAAGAAGAUCUAUAAAGGUGCCCCAGUGAAUUUUGUCUGGUUAGAGAGCAAGUCUCGUAAUUUUCUUGAGAGUUCCUCUUUAUUUAGGGGUACAGAUAUUUUGUUAAGGCUAUUAAUUCCUUCAGCUUUGGGCCUUCAGUUCAGGGUGUUUCAUUUGCUGGCUUUGAGAUUGGUUGCCUUUAGCAUGUAGUACUAUGAACCUGUUUAAUAGUGCUAUAAGGUUAUACCAUAGCUCUAAAGCCUUCUCAGAGUGAACGUCUUAUUAAUGUGCUUGAUCAUUUUUGUUGCGCUUUGCUUAUGUGUAUGUAUUAAUUGCAUUAUAAAAAGCAGCCAUACAAAUGGGUACAUUUUUUCCCAAAACCCAUAUUACAAAAGAUAUUAUUUCUCCAUCAAAUAGUAACUCUCAUGGAAUGUAGGAGUACAAAAAUAGCAAAACAUUUUUGAUACUCCCAUGGGUACUGCAAGGCAUACCAAGACAGAGUUCAAUGUUUAACAGUAAUCAAGACACAAUGGGUGUCACAGAAGAGAAGGAGAACAUUAUUUAACUGCCAUUCAAAAUGUAUGCAAAAUGAGUCAGUCAUUAUGCUAGUACCAGUAAGAAAAAAAAAAAACAAGCAUCGUAAAAGCUCAGUGAAUAUUUUAUGUGCAAAUAGAUCAAAAAGCUUUUUAAAAGUGAGUGAAACAGAAUUAAGAGUUGUAUGCUUUAUAGAUCAUGCCUAGAGGGACAGAUAAAGCCAAUUUAAAAAAAAAAAAUCUUGCUUUUACAAGUUGAGUUAAUUGACUACAACGAACUUUAUUCUGUCAAAUAGAUUAAGCUUAACGUGUCACAGAUUGUCUCUACUCUUUGGAUGAGAGAAGACUGGAGGAAACUGUGCAAUUUCUUUGGCAGGGUUUCAUUCAAAGGCUAUGCAACAAAUGACAAGGUAAACGUCAGCGGCUCUGGGAAGAUGGUUUUAUCCAAAACGUGUGCAAUAAGUCAAGUCAGUUUGAGAGAGAUUUUCAGCAUGAGUGCUCCGCAGAUGAGCUUUUAUGAUCGAAUUUCUUUUUUUUUUUUUUUCUUUUUCCUGUGCCUAUUUGCCGUUCUGUGUCAGAAUGCAGGAUGAUGAGUUUCUAUCCAUUCAUCAUAGACGAUGAAAAUCCACAGUUCUGUGAUGAACUCAAUUUGCUCUUUCAUUCAGUUGUAUUUAAAUGUAAAAACGAAAUGCAUAAACAGACAAAAGGAUUUUCCACUC